AUGUAUUUUAAUAGAUAGGUUUUAAUCUUUAUACUUUAUUUGAGAGUAAAAUGUUUAGUGACUAAAUUGCUUGUUAAGUUAUUAGUAGUGCACACUCAACGCUACACCCUCCUCCCUCUAAUCGACAUGAAUACCGCUCUUCCUUCAUCUCCCUCUCACUCUCACCCAACCUCAACCCACACGGCAACUCCGCCACCGCCUCCGCCACCGCCUCCGCCGUCUUCCGCCGAUGGAGUUCUAACAAUUCCAUUUCCAAUGGCCGAUCAACAGAACACCAACACACCUCCUGCCGUCAAUCCCCGGCCACCAACCAAACUCCCUUCCCGUCCACGCAAAAUCCCCAAACUAUCUCCAGACACUCCUAACCCAUCUACAAAUCAAAUCAUAAUCUCUCCCCGACAACCAAGAUUACUCAAUCAAACCCAUCGUUACCCUUCUCUUUCAUCUCCCAAUCAAAUUCAAAUCGCCAUUAAACAUCUCAGAGCUUCCGAUCCUGUUCUUGCUAAACUGAUUGACCUCCAUAACCCUCCUACUUUUGAUUCAUUUCAAACCCCUUUUCUUGCUUUGACCAAAAGCAUUUUAUACCAACAACUUGCUUUCAAAGCUGGUACUUCUAUCUACUCCCGUUUUGUUUCCCUUUGUGGGGGUGAAUCUGGGGUCAUUCCUGAAACUGUUUUAUCUUUAACCCCUCAACAACUUCGUCAAAUUGGGGUUUCUGGGCGUAAAACUAGUUACCUUCAUGAUCUUGCAAGGAAAUACCAAAAUGGGAUUUUAUCAGAUUCUGCUAUUAUUAGUAUGGAUGAUAAGUCUUUGUUUACUAUGCUUACUAUGGUUAAUGGAAUUGGGUCUUGGUCUGUUCAUAUGUUUAUGAUUUUCUCUUUGCAUAGACCUGAUGUUCUUCCUGUUAAUGAUUUGGGGAUUAGGAAAGGGGUUCAUUUGCUUUAUGAUUUAGAGGAUUUGCCUAGACCUUCUCAAAUGGAACAACUUUGUGAAAAAUGGCGUCCUUAUAGGUCUGUUGCUUGUUGGUAUAUUUGGAGAUUUAUGGAUGCUAAUCAUCCUUCUUCUAAUUCUGGUGUGGUAACCGCCCCCGCUGGUGCUGCUGCUAUUGCUUUGCAACUGCAAACACAGCAGCAACAGCAAACACAGCAGCAGCUGCAGCAACAACAACAGCAACACCAGCCGCAUUUUAUUGAUCCCCUUAAUAUUAUCAAUCUCCGAUGAUGAAUUCAAGCAUGUGCAUAUCAUGUCAUGAGAGUAUAGAGAUACACCAAUAUAUUUGGAUCUGGAUGGAGCUGAAGACACAAGAUUUUGUGUUAUCCCAUUUGAAACUGCUGUAACACCAUUGAUAAACGAUGAGCAGGGAUAUUCAAUGAUGAUAGUUUUGCUGAUUUUGGAAUAUCGACAAUCGAUGGAGCAAGGCCAACUCUGUUAUUCCUAAUUUUAAGACCGGAAAGACUUGUAAAUGAGGAUAGGAUUGUAUUUGAGAUUGCUUUGUAAUUACACUUUAAUGCUUUUUAAACUUAUGGAGUGGUGGAUGGGUUAAUUUGUAACUCUCAGAUGAUUUGAUGCUCCCAUGUUUAGGGGGAGUGUGAUCUGUUUUUCUGCUACUUGAUGAACUAUUUAGAGUCUUAAUUAUUUGGGCACUGAAAAGUUGUGGUGUUCUGAGAUUGAAAGAGCCAGCAAUAGCACAGAAAAACAAGCUCCCAGACGCAGUUGGGAGAUGCAUUUCAAUGUUA
Molecule: messenger RNA, 1736 nt
Organism: Amaranthus tricolor (Joseph's coat)
Lineage: Eukaryota; Viridiplantae; Streptophyta; Magnoliopsida; Caryophyllales; Amaranthaceae
Product: DNA-3-methyladenine glycosylase 1
Exons: 3
Coding region: 127-1221 (364 amino acids)
Biological process (GO): DNA alkylation repair; base-excision repair; base-excision repair, AP site formation
Cellular component (GO): protein-DNA complex; nucleus
Molecular function (GO): DNA-7-methylguanine glycosylase activity; alkylated DNA binding; DNA-3-methyladenine glycosylase activity
Source: RefSeq, a predicted model, not a curated record